Molecule: messenger RNA, 216 nt
Organism: Gongylonema pulchrum
Lineage: Eukaryota; Metazoa; Nematoda; Chromadorea; Rhabditida; Gongylonematidae
Source: the annotation of a GenBank genome assembly
AUGGAAGAAGGAAAAUGUAGAGAAUCCUGUGCUGUGCUCAACAGAAUGAUAAUCACAUUGGGAUAUUGCAGUUACUGGCCAGUUUCGUUUUUGCCAACACGACUGCAGGAAUCUAUCAUUGAAAUUAUUCGUCGAUUCAGCGGGACAACUCUACCAGCAGUGAUCGCCAAUGCCGAACCGAACAAAUCCAGUACAAAAGAAUAUGUACUGUCAUAG